Microplitis mediator is the source of this 1789-nucleotide messenger RNA. Its product is annotated as androgen-induced gene 1 protein-like. NCBI's taxonomy places the organism in Eukaryota, Metazoa, Arthropoda, Insecta, Hymenoptera, Braconidae. The transcript is spliced from 6 exons. The coding region runs from base 381 to 1097 and encodes 238 amino acids. The record is from RefSeq and is a predicted model, not a curated record. Gene Ontology annotation, cellular component: membrane; endomembrane system.
CAGAAAGCUGAUAGUACUUGUCAGCUACAUCGAUGUGUACAAAAACUGAGCUAUGUGUUUCGGGGUUAGUAAGAUUUAGUUUAGUGUAUAUUCAAUCUCUGUGUUGUGCAGUGAGAUAGAAUAAAUCCAAGUACAUAUCUCUGGAAGUCGAAUAUACAGUUACAUUGCAAUUAUCUCCAUUACCCAACAUCGAAGGAAAAUAUGUCAAUUUAAACUUUAAUUGAUAUCCAGUUUAUAGCUCAUCGCAAUUUGUUAAACCAUUAAACGAAAUAGUUUUUAUUUUCAAAUUUAAAGUAGAUUUUGGUAAUUUUUAAGAUAAAAGUAAGUUCAAGUAAAUAUUACAGGAAAAUUGAAGGAGGCGAGAAGGUAAUUAAAAAAAAAUGUUGGGAGCUUUACUGUUUGGAUUUCACGUAGUUUCCUUCGCCCAAUUUGCCUUUUCAGUUUAUUACGACUUCACUUUCACCAUAGUUCCAAAAGAUGUCAUUAGGAAUUUCAGCGCCUAUGGUGGCAAAUUCAAAUUUCUCACUUUUUGGGAUGCGAUAAUACAAGCUGUGUUUUUCCUGUUAUGUAUCCUUAACGACAUUUAUGGAACUAAUAAAGUCGCACCAAAAGAAACCCCAUUACUUCGACGAAUUAAAGAUUAUUUUCACGCAACUUUUAGUUUCCCACUUGCGAUGUUUGUAGGGAUAACAUUCUGGGCAUUGAUGUUUAUUGAUCGAGAGUUGGUACUGCCUAAAGUUUUAGAUCCAUAUUUUCCAUGGUGGUUAAAUCACUUAAUGCAUACGAUGAUUAUGGUAUCAACUGUAUUCGAAAUGUUGAUGGCACCGCGACAAUAUCCGGAGAAAAAGUCCGGAUACAUUGGACUCUAUGCUCUAAUGCUCACAUAUCUUAUAUGGAUACACGUAGUUUAUUAUAAAAGUGGAGUCUGGGUAUAUCCAGUUAUGGAGAUACUAUCAUUCCCGCUACGAAUCCUAUUUUUCGUCACGUUAUUUGUGUUUGUUGGACUGCUUUACUACGUAGGAAAUUAUUUUGAUAAUCUUAUAUGGGCUCGGGAAAAAUCAAAGCAUUAUAAAAAAAGUGCUUCCAAGUCUAAGUAACAUCACCUAAUGUCACCAAAAGAGAGUAUCAUGGACAAUUAUAUCGUUAGUCAUAAAGAUAUUCUUCGAAAAAAUUUAAGUCUCACCAACAAUAUACAGAGGAAAUUUAAAUGAAGCUCUAACUUUAUUAUAUGGAUUCAUAAAAAUGUUCCAAUAAUGGAAAGUGGAGUUACUAAGAAUAUUUAGACAGUGAAAUUAAUUAAUAAUAAUAUGUUAAUGUUUAAUUGCGUUAGAAAUACUCUAUGAUGAUCAACUUCUUGAUCACAACCCCCUACCAUCACUUACGGUAUUGAUAUUUCAAUACCACAAGUGAUCACAGUUGUUAAAAAAAAAUCCAAUAAGGGUCUAAGUACAUAAAACAAUAUUACUUAAUUUUGCAUACGUUGUUAUAAAAAAACUUAGGGGAAAAUAACCUGAAUAUUCGAUAAAAGGUAAAAACGUUCUCUAAAUGAAAUACUUGUGAUGACCUAUAACUUAAUUAAAAUAUUGUAGUGCCUAAAUAUUCUGCCGGCUUACAAGGCAAUUUAGAGAUCUUAUAGAAUAAAUUUCGUUUUGUAAAGAGCUUUUGUACAAUUAUAGUAUAUUAUAAAAUUUAAAAAGAAAAAAAUGUAAAAUAAGUGUAUUAACAUAUUUUUUUUUUACUAGAAAAUGUAAAGAAAUAAAAUAAUAAAAACAAUAAUAUUUAAUUAAUA